This is a messenger RNA of Culicoides brevitarsis, 2583 nucleotides long. RefSeq names its product transmembrane protein 135-like. NCBI's taxonomy places the organism in Eukaryota, Metazoa, Arthropoda, Insecta, Diptera, Ceratopogonidae. Bases 1039 to 2442 code for a protein of 467 amino acids. The transcript is spliced from 5 exons. The record is from RefSeq and is a predicted model, not a curated record.
AUAAAUUUGGUCACGUGACUUAAAAUAUUUUUUAUCUAAAUUUUGAUACGUUUUAAAUGCAAAUUAAGUUCAUAAUAAUAAUAAUAUAUAUUUUAUUGUCGUGUUCUUCAUAUUUGUACAAUUUUUGUUACGGACUAAGUAAUCUACUGUAACGCCAGGGAGGUGGCUUCUAACAAACUAAUUUAAUGUACAAUGUUGUCAGAGCAAGAUUUAAAUUUUUAUAACUGUUUUAAUUUAUGAGAGGAAAAUCUCCACAAAAACCUCUAUUUCAUUCUAACUUAAACUAAAACUAAACUAAAUAUAAUUCAAAACAAAAUAGAUCAAAAAGUGAGUAGAUUAAAAUUUAUGAUGCGGGGAAGUAGCUAUUUGUGGAUUACUCAUCAAUCAAAAAGUUGGCUUACUGCUGGGUUAUCGACAAGUCUGCUGCGGUCUUCGAAUGAAAGCGAUAAACGAUCAAGGAAAACGUUCACCAUUUCGAUGUUUGCUUCGUUGCAAAUUAAGUUCAUAUCUAAUAUAAUUUUAAUAUUAACUUGAUAUUAUUAUCGUUCUUCAUUCAAAAAAGUCAUAAAAUUUCCUUUUUUCUAAUAUAAAAGUAAUAAAGACAUAAAGUAAAAUAAUUGCAUAAAAUAAAAAGUGAAAAAAAAAAAAAAUGUUUGGUCACGAGAAUUUAAAAAAUUUAUCAUCGUUUUUGUAUGAAUUUGUUAAAUACUGGAGUACCAAUUUUUUGAAUUUGAAUUGAAUUGAUCCGCAAUUCAAAUUAAGGACUACCUACUUACAAGCGAUAAAAUAUUAGAAAUUUAAAUUUAACCGCCUAAAUAUUACAUUGGGAUGCUGGGUGAUCAAAUUGUUUACCGGAAAACAACGCUUGAAUAUCAUCACAUCUACACUACUGAUGAAGUACUGUAUGUGCCAAAUCAGCUGAUUCAAAAAUGAGAAUGACCUUUGAUAAAUAGACAAACAGAAACAAAACAACUGAAUUUAAAUUCAACUGAUUGAUUUAUGUGUUACAGUUUUUAAUAGCAUAAUAUUGUAAAGAGGAUGCAAGCUUUAAGUAAAUUUACUCCAAAUGUAGCAAUUAGUGCAACAUGUACAGAGUAUGUCCAUCCGUGGAUAAAUAGUUGUCCGAAAGCUUCAAUUGGAAUGUGUCUAUGUGCUUUUAAAGACAGUUUUAGAAUUUAUUGCACAGUUUAUUUUAUAUCCUUACUCAUGAGACGCCGUAUUCCUACAUUAAAUGAUCUAAAACACACAUUUCAAGGAUUAUUACGUUCUACAUGGUUUUUAACAACUGCUGCAUACGGCUUUCCAGUAUUUGCAUGUUCUCUUCGCCGUUUACUUGGACACUUUAAUGUCCUUACUGUUGGCUUUCUCCCAGCAUUCCUUACUUCGAUCUGCGCAAUAGUAAUAGAACGACCAACUAGACGAAGCCUAUUAGCCUUAUAUGUUGCGAAUUGUGGAACUGAAGCAGCAUGGAGAAUGCUCGAGGAAAGAAAUUUAGUGAAGUCGUCCAAAAAUCGUUUGAUGGUUUUGUUUGGAGUUUGUCUAUCUAUUUUAACUUUUUACUACAAGAAAGGGUUUCAUUUAAACUUUGAGAAGGAGCCAGUAUUUGACGCAAUAAAGUUUAUUAUGGGUGAUAUAAGCGUAUAUGAAAACGCUAGAACAUUUCCUAAUCAAACCUCUUCCAUAAUUGUGGAUACUUCACAGAAAAAUCGAAAAACUCUACCUGGGCCAAAAUUUUUUGUACAAUAUGGAUUUUUGGCGUGCCUUAUCAAAUAUUAUAUUUAUAUGUUAGAUAAAAUGAAACAGCUUCCAAUUAGGAACAAAUGUUGUCCACACAAUUAUAGUUGUGUACAUUACUGCAUGGAUGGCACUGUUAAGUUAUUUGGAACGGGAGUAUUAAUUCAAGUAGCACUAAAAUUCGUUUUUCAAUUAAGACGUACACUGAAGUCUCCUAAAACAAUAUUUUCAAAAGAUACAAUAAAAAUCGGACUUUUUCUAGGCGGUUUUUCAGCAAUUUUCAGAACGGUUUCAUGUCUUCUACGUUCACUUUCGGGAAAGGAUUCUGAACUUUACAUAUUCCCUGCUGUUCUAUUAGCAAGCACCACUCUGAAAAAUCAUCCAGAUGCUUCCAUUGUACUCUAUAUAAUGUGGAAAUCUUUACAACUAACAUUCCAGAUUGGUAAAUCAAAGGGAUAUUGGAAAAGUAUUCCACUAUUCACAGAAUUCCUUUACUGCUUUUUUACCGCUUUGUUGUUUCACUCAGCACUAGUAGAGCCCCGUACAUUGCGUUUGAGUUAUUGGCGAUUUUUAAUGGGAUUAUCGGGAGGAAGAGUUGCUGUUAUGAAUAGAAAACCAAUUGAUGGUUUUGGUUAUGAUACUAGUACACAAUUAAAUGAAAUAUUAGUAAAAACCCGUUCAAAGGUACCAGAUGGAUUUUUUUGGUGAUUUAUUUUGUUAGAACACAUAAAUAACUAAUUAAAACGGGAAAACAAAUACCAUGGACAUUUGCUAUAUAAGGUUAUCUUUCAAGAAACUUUAAUUUUAUAGAAAUGUCUCAAAUAACAUAAUAAAGUAUUUUUUGUAAAC